Messenger RNA from Pollicipes pollicipes, 1518 nucleotides. RefSeq names its product RAS oncogene family member Rab7 (gene Rab7). The record is from RefSeq and is a predicted model, not a curated record. The transcript has 3 exons. The coding region runs from base 1 to 621 and encodes 206 amino acids. Gene Ontology annotation, cellular component: phagocytic vesicle; lysosome; late endosome. Gene Ontology annotation, biological process: phagosome-lysosome fusion; endosome to lysosome transport. Lineage: Eukaryota; Metazoa; Arthropoda; Thecostraca; Pollicipedomorpha; Pollicipedidae. Gene Ontology annotation, molecular function: GTPase activity; GTP binding.
AUGGCGUCACCACGCAAGAAGGUACUGCUGAAAGUCAUCAUCCUCGGCGAUUCUGGUGUUGGGAAGACCUCAUUGAUGAACCAGUAUGUAAAUAGGAAAUUUUCAAACCAGUACAAAGCCACCAUCGGUGCUGAUUUCCUGACAAAAGAAGUGAUGGUGGAUGACCGACUGGUCACAAUGCAGAUCUGGGACACAGCCGGCCAGGAGCGCUUCCAGUCGCUGGGCGUGGCCUUCUACCGGGGCGCCGACUGCUGUGUGCUCGUCUACGACGUGACCAGCCCCAACACGUUCCGCUCGCUCGACUCGUGGCGGGACGAGUUCCUCAUCCAGGCGAGCCCGCGCGACCCCGACCACUUCCCGUUCGUCGUGCUCGGCAACAAAGUCGACCUGGAGAACCGCGCCGUGCCGACCAAGCGGGCGCAGCAAUGGUGCCACAGCAAGAACGAGAUCCCCUACUUCGAGACCAGCGCCAAGGAGGCCAUCAACGUCGAGCAGGCCUUCCAGACGAUCGCUAAGAACGCGCUCGCGCAAGAGUCGGAGGUGGAGCUCUACAAUGAGUUCCCCGACCAGAUCCGGCUCACCAACGACAACAAGAACAAGGCUGACACGUGCGGAUGCUAGUGGAGGACAAGGUGGCGCCCCCCCCCCCCCCCCCGACCGACGACGUUCGACGUACGACGCAUGCGCCGGCCGCCGACGCGUCAGAUGCUUAACGUGGGAAAUCGGACUUGUACCUUCACUCAGUCUAGCUUUACGUGUAGAGGUGCGCGCGGCGAAAUUAGUCGUAUAACAUAGCGAGCAUGGCGAGGUCUGUAUUCGGGCGACGCGCGCUCUCCGUGCGCGCCGCGUGGUCUGCUGCGCCCGGCCUCGGCGUGGGGGAUAUCGUGUCGACGUAGUGUACCGCCGGUGUGACGCCCUGCACCCGCGCGCGCCCGCGGCCCGCUCGCCCGGGACGGCGCGGCCGGCGAGCCCGGCAGCCGUGCCCCGCGCGCACCCGGACGCCGCGCUCGCUCGGGCCCGCGUGUCCGUCGCACCCGCUGAAGGGCCGCCUCACGGCGGCGCGGCGGAUCUGGCGAUCUGGGGGUGCGGGCUCCCGCACGGGGCGCCUGCCCGGCGUGCGUGCGAACUCCUGGGGUGUCGAGGUGUGGCCACCACAAUGCCCGCGCGCGCCACGCCCCCUCCCCUCCCCCGACUUCCGCGUGAUGUCCGCGCGACGGUGAAGAUUAGGGGACUAUGGAUACGUUGUGCAGGUGCCUGUGAUACACCUCCGUCUUUUGCAACAGCACUAUCGGCGUUUGCUUGCGCGGAGCCAUGCUUUUUCGGUUGUCGUCAGCGAGACGAAAAACGGUCGUUUGCGGAUGCCAAUUUUGUAGAUUGCAUUUUCUCAUUUGGCCUUACAAUCAUGCAUCGGGAUACCAAGUAAAGCAACCUUGUUCAGAUGUUCCUCGAAGAACUAGAAGCUCAUCUACAGCUUUGUAAUAAUGGUUCUGUAUAAUAAAGUUAUAUCUAUAUAAAGUG